Molecule: messenger RNA, 2670 nt
Organism: Cornus florida
Lineage: Eukaryota; Viridiplantae; Streptophyta; Magnoliopsida; Cornales; Cornaceae
Product: protein ZINC INDUCED FACILITATOR-LIKE 1-like
Exons: 17
Coding region: 1042-2334 (430 amino acids)
Biological process (GO): transmembrane transport; regulation of stomatal closure
Cellular component (GO): plant-type vacuole membrane; plasma membrane
Molecular function (GO): solute:potassium antiporter activity
Source: RefSeq, a predicted model, not a curated record
GAUGUGCAUAAAGAGCCACUGCUGAAGACCUAUUACUAUGAGAACUGCCCGGGAUGUAAAACUGAUCAGCUUAAAGCGUUGAAGAGAGGCUUACCUAUUAAGGAACUGGUCUCUAUAUGGAUUGUGGUGCUUUGCACAAGUGACCAAUCGCUUAUCUCUCUCUCUCUCUCUUGUUUGUUUGUUUUUUUUUUUUUUUAUUAUUAUUAUUUUUUUUUUCCCUUAACAAAUUAGGGGAGGGAUUGAAAAGUUACUUGCUCUGUCAGCUAAGUCACUGAGUUAUGCAUGAGUAUUUGCCUCCCAUGUUAGUAUUAUUUUGUAUUUUGACAGCAAUAGGCUGCAUGGUUUUGGAUUGUUAUUGAUAAUAUUUUAUGUCUGUGUGCUUAUUUGUACAUGUGCGUAGAGAACAAAAUUAUCUCCUAUGUUCCUCAUUCACAACAUUUUUGCAAAGUACUUUACUAAUUAGACGGAAUAUGACCACGUUUUUACAAAAGAGGAUUUUAGUCCUUGGUGGGUGGGGGUGCUGAAAACUGUAAUUUUCAGUAAGAAGUAAUUACUAAUUCAAAAGCUGAAAUAGGGGUUAUUUUGUAAGGGAGGUCUAUAAGAAAGUUGAUAUGAGGAAUUAAUCUUUGAUAUGUGCCUAAAACAUGAAAUUAUUGGAUGAAUUGGGUGCCAUAAAGAUGAAAAAUGAUAUAUGUGUGAAGUGCAGCAAUCGGGUGUGGUUGGAAAGAACGAAAUGUUUUUUAAGGGUGCUAAUCAAGUUGCAGGCUAAGACCUAUAAGUGGCUAAGCCCAAUUGGGACAAAGCAGCCAAGUUGCAGGCUAAGACCUAUAAGUGGCUAAGCCCAAUUGGGACAAAGCAGCAAACAUUGGAAAGGAAACUUGUUAUAUUAUAGAUUAUGCAUGCAAUUUUUCUCCACAAAGUGUAUAUUAGAAAUUUGUUAGUGUGAAUAAUACUACAUUGCUGUAGGAGUUUUCUGUUUGUGUCAGAUUUUUCUCCCCUAUUGCACUGCCAAUAUCAUCUCUUUUUCCAUUCCUCUACUUCAUGAUAAGGGAUUUCCAUAUUGCAAAAAGAGAAGAAGACAUCGGUUACUAUGCCGGUUAUGUGGGGUCCUCAUUUAUGCUUGGAAGAGCUUUGACAUCUGUUUUUUGGGGCAUAGUUGCUGAUCGAUAUGGUCGAAAACCAGUUAUUAUUAUGGGAACUUUCACAGUGGUUAUUUUCAACACUCUCUUUGGUCUUAGCGUGAACUUCUGGAUGGCAAUCGCUACAAGGUUUCUUCUUGGAAGCUUUAAUGGUUUACUUGGACCAAUAAAGGCCUAUGCAUCUGAGAUUUUCCGUGAAGAGCACCAAGCUUUAGGACUGUCAACAGUUAGUACUGCAUGGGGUAUAGGUCUGAUCAUUGGCCCAGCUCUGGGAGGCUUCCUUGCCCAGCCUGCAGAGAAAUAUCCAUUUCUGUUUUCGAAAGAUUCUGUUUUUGGGAGAUUUCCUUAUUUCUUACCCUGCCUCAGCAUAUCAGUUUUUGCAUUGAUUGUGACCAUUGCUUCUUGUUGGCUUCCGGAAACUUUGCACAUGCACCAUAAAUCACGUGAUAACUCAGCUGAAGCUCUUGAGGCUGCUUGCUAUGGAUCUAAUGCAAAAGAAAUAGUGCAGGAUAUUGAAGAAAGAGAACCUACUUCUAAAGAAAGCCUGCUCAAGAACUGGCCCUUAAUGUCAUCUAUCAUAGUUUAUUGUGUGUUUUCACUUCAUGAUAUGGCUUAUACAGAGAUAUUCUCAUUAUGGGCUGUGAGCCCCAGAAAGUAUGGGGGCUUGAGCUAUUCAACUGAGAAUGUUGGUGAAGUUCUUGCAAUAUCAGGUUUCGGCCUUUUAGUCUUUCAACUUUCUCUCUAUCCUGUUGUGGAGAGGAUUAUUGGCCCUAUCAUGAUAGCUCGCAUUGCAGGAGUUGUAGCGAUACUUCUUUUGACAAGUUACCACUAUAUAGCCAUGCUAUCUGGAUUCAGCCUCUCAUUGGUGUUAAAUUGCGCAUCUGUGAUGAAGAAUGUUUUAUCCGUGUCCAUUAUAACAGGUUUGUUCAUUCUGCAAAAUAAUGCUGUGGAUCAACACCAAAGGGGCGCUGCUAAUGGCAUUUCUAUGACUGCAACAUCACUUUUUAAAGCAGCCGGUCCAGCUGGAGGAGGAGCACUUUUUUCCUGGGCACAAUCGCGUCUUGAUGCUGCAUUUCUUCCAGGUGACCAGAUGAUAUUCUUCUUCCUGAAUGUAAUUGAGGCAAUUGGAGUGCUGAUGACGUUCAGACCAUUUCUAGCUCAACGAAUGAAUAGAAAAAAUCAAACAUUAUCUUGAACUUCAAGCACCGGUCAGAAUGCAGGUUGCUGGAGUCUCUUCAACAUGAUUCUUUUGCUUAGUCUUUUUUUAUUACAUAUGAUGUAGUGAUAUAAACCAAAGCACUAUUUCUUGAACUACCGGUCAGAAUGCAGGUUGCUAGAGUAUCUUCAACAUGAUUCUUUUGGUUGGUUUAUAUCGUAUGUAAUAAAAAAAAACGGGCUGGUGCACUAAUUGAUCAAAAACAGUGUAUUCUUUCCGAAUGCUUUAGGUCAUUGAAUAAUCUGUAUUUAUGAAAUUAGAAUUGUUUCAUGAGAGACUGUAGGAUUUGAUAUCAAUUAAUUCAUGUUUGUGAAA